GCUAAUAAUCGAUCUCGAGUUUCAAUAAUCCCCGGUUACAAUUUACUCCCGUGCGGUGUAUACGAGUUCAAACUCCGAAAUACCCGUAAACAAGCGCUUCACUGUAGCAUGCACGUUCUCUUCAAACCGCUCCGAGGAUGAUUGGUCUCAAGAGCACGCUCAAUGUAAUCGACAACUCUGGGGCGGUCCUCAUCGAGUGCGUCAAUGUCCUGAAGCAAAAAGUCAACAACGGCUGGGGCAGCGUCGGCGACGAGAUUGUAUGCGUCGUCAAACGGGCACGGCCAGUCCCAGAAUCCGCCGGUCUUGCUGCCAAUGUCAAGGUGCGGAGAGGAGACGUCCGGCGCGCAGUCAUCGUUCGCACGAAAAAGGCCGUACGAAGACCAGACGGGCGUUUCAUUAGAUUUGACGACAAUGCCGCGGUCCUUCUCAACAACAAGCGCGAGCUCCUGGGGACACGUAUAGGUGGCAUCGUCAGUGCGGACCUGAGGAUGAAGGGCUGGGGGAAAAUCAUCAGUUUGGCUCCCAAGGUUGUAUGAUACUUAGUCGCAUAAUAUCACGGCUUCACGUGC
This is a messenger RNA of Fomitopsis serialis, 569 nucleotides long. RefSeq names its product ribosomal protein L14. Bases 138 to 536 code for a protein of 132 amino acids. NCBI's taxonomy places the organism in Eukaryota, Fungi, Basidiomycota, Agaricomycetes, Polyporales, Fomitopsidaceae. The transcript has 3 exons. Gene Ontology annotation, molecular function: structural constituent of ribosome; large ribosomal subunit rRNA binding. Gene Ontology annotation, biological process: translation. Gene Ontology annotation, cellular component: mitochondrial large ribosomal subunit; ribosome. The record is from RefSeq and is a predicted model, not a curated record.